Messenger RNA from Cajanus cajan (pigeon pea), 3574 nucleotides. RefSeq names its product calcium-transporting ATPase 12, plasma membrane-type. Gene Ontology annotation, cellular component: plasma membrane; intracellular membrane-bounded organelle. NCBI's taxonomy places the organism in Eukaryota, Viridiplantae, Streptophyta, Magnoliopsida, Fabales, Fabaceae. The record is from RefSeq and is a predicted model, not a curated record. Gene Ontology annotation, molecular function: nucleotide binding; P-type calcium transporter activity.
UUCUUUGUUCUUUCCAAAUCAUCCAAAUCUCAUUGAGCAAUUGAGCUUCACCUUUUCCUAUUUUCUCAAGUGUAUUUCACACUUAUUCCCCUGUUAUACUCUCACCUAAAUUAUGCCAUGAAUUGAGAGUGGAAAAUAAUUGAAGCGUUACAUAUGGUGACAUGAUAUCAAAGUAUAGUUUUGCCUUCAUUUUUGAAACCUUACGCGUGAGUAUAAUAACAAGAUGGGUGUCUGAAAGCCCAUUUGUUGGAUCUUGAGAACAACAGUGUAGACUUGUUCUGGUUGUUAUAAGAAAAGGUUGUCCAAACAUUGUGGUUGUUGCUGUCCUAAACAACGAAUUAACUGUCACAAACAAACAUGUCCCCAGCAACCACGUUUUCAGACGUUGGUGGUGAUGGUGGCAACAUUGAACUUCGUGCUACUGCUACCUUGCUCCACACCCGUAUAUGGCCCAGAACUAGAAGAUUAUUCAUAAUCAUACGAUUCCUCAUUUCUGUGAAGAAGCCGACAACUUCUAGAACCUCCCCGUCCGAAUCUUAUGUUGCAGUUGACAUAGAAGAAGAAAAAGAAGAAGAAAAAGAAGAAGAGCGCAUUAUCAGUGAUAUUGCUCGAAUUGUGAAGGAGAAGGACUUCAAAUCGCUUCAUGAGCAUGGUGGGGUUGACCACGUUGCCAAUGUCCUUGCUAGUAUACGACUUCAACCCUCUGAGGUGGACAUUAAUGGUGUGCAUGCCACUAUACCAUUACCAGUUCUUGGAACAAACUUCUCUAGCUUUUUAUUGACCAGCUGCAAAUGCUACUGUUUCACAAUUCUGAUGCUGUUGAUCUCAGCUGGGUUGUCAUUUGCCAUAGGGUUCAAGCAGGAGGGACCUAAACAAGGUUGGCAUGAUGGUGUUGCCAUAGUUUCUGCCAUUUUGCUACUGGUUGUAGGAAGUUCAUUGGCAAACAUUUGGCGUGAGAGAAAAAAGUUGAAAUUGGCAAAGAGAAAGGAUGAGUUGGAGUUCAUACGUAAAAAAAGUGAUAAGUACCUAAUGGGUGACAUAGUGCUCCUGUGGCCAGGCGAUAAGGUUCCAGCAGAUGGUUUGCUUGUAAAUGGCAUCCUUGUGCUGGCUGGGCCUGAUGACCCAAUACAAAGCAAACAUGACCCUAAUGGGAACCCGUUUCUUAUCUCUGGUGCAAAUGUGAUUGGGGGUCAGGGAAAGAUGGUGGUAGCAUCAAUUGAAAACAAAACCAAUUUGGCUGAGAUUGAUACUUUUAAUACUGAAGAGUGUAAGAGGGGCUUGUUGGAGCGUCUAAUUGAGAAACCAAUUUCUUACAUUGACAUGGCUGCUCUUUUUAUCUCUGUACUGGUUGCAUUUGUGGUGUUAAUUCGCCUAAUUUUUGGAAAAGAUGGGAACAAUAGUGGGUUGCCAGAAAUGAAGGGGAAGAUCUCAAUUAGCUUGUUGAUGGAAGCCUUUCAGACAGUUUUUUUGAGACCACAAGGAAGGGUUUCCAUUUUAACAGGCCUUGUUACUGUUGCUAUACUAUGUGUGCAGCAUGGAAUGCCACUUGUGGUUACAAUAUCUCUCAAGUGCCAAAUUGAUAAGGUAGAGCAAAACCAAGAUGCAGUUCUUAAUGAUUUAUCAGCUUGUACUACAAUGGGGCUGGUAACUGUUGUAUGUAUUGAUGUAUCAGGUGGGUUGGUAUCUAAACCAAUGGAGGUUAGCAGAAUAUGGAUGGGGGAGAAAGAUAUCAGCAAGGUUGAGGAAUCAGAAAAAGAUCAACUUGUGCUUCACUUGCUUAAACAAGGAGUUGGUUUGUCAGUCCUUGCACCAGAGAUUUCUCUUUCCCCUUUGUACUAUUCACUUUUUUCUUGGGCAGAAACAACAUUGGAAAUGAAAAUGAGAUCCUUCACAGAAGAAAAUUUUGACAUUCUUGAGCUCAGCAAACUGAAUUCUAGUAAAGAAGGCUGUGGAGUUUUGGCGAGAAAAGUUGGGGACAAUGAACGAGAUCUGCACUUGCACUGGAGUGGGGCUGCAUCCACAAUUUUGGAGAUGUGUUCACUAUACUAUGAUAGUGCAGGGGAACGCCAUGCCAUGGAAAAUCAGAAGAUCAAAUUUGAGAAGGUGAUUAAAGAGAUGGAGGACAGUGACCUUGAGCCAAUUGCUUUUGCUUAUAAGCAAACACACGAAGAAGAACUUGAGCAAGAAGAACUGAUCUUGUUAGGAAUGAUAGGUCUCAAAUACACUAUUCCCACAAAAUCAGCUUUGGAAAAUCUCAGAAAUGCUGGAAAUACACAGAUCAAACUGGUCUCAGAGGAUGACAUCAUGAAAGUGAUAGGCAUAGCUCGUGAACUAGGACUAGAUCAUGAUAAUCUGCUUGAAGGAAAAGAUCUUCAAGAUUUGAAUAAGAAAGCUAGAAUAGACAGAGUGGAUGGAGCACAUGUAAUGGGAAGCUUCAGUCCUAAAGAUAAACUUCUCAUGGUACAGUGCUUGCAAGAGAAAGGUAAGGUGGUUGCAUUCAUUGGAACAAGGUUCAUGACUAGUCAUGCUUCAAUUCUAAAGGUAGCUGACGUGGGUAUAGUUCAUGAUUCUCUGAGCACCAUAGUGGAUAGAGAUAGUUAUGACAUAUCUAUAAAAUGUUUCAGUGCAUUGAAACCAAUUUUGGUGGCUGGCAGAAGUCAAUACCACAAUAUUCAGAAGUUCAUUCAACUUCAGAUGACAUUUACCAUAUCAGGGCUAGUCAUAACUUUGAUUACAACAAUAUGCACUGGAGAUUCCCCCCUUGCAGCAUUCCAGUUGAUUUGGGUGAAUGUUUGGAUGUGCAUGUUGGGUGGCCUAAUGAUGGUAAUGAUGUUAACUAGCCAAGAACAGCUUGCCAAUCAACCAUCUGAUCAUAGGAACCAACCGAUCAUAACCAAAAAAAUCUGGAAAAAAAUUGCUUUUCAGGUUUUAUACCAGGCUUCUGUUUCUAUGAUUCUUGAGUUUUGUGGACAUGUUACCGACAAGGAAAGAAAAGUAAGGGAAGCCAUGAUCUUCAACACAUUCCUACUGUGCCAGCUCUCCAAUCUGCUCAACACCAUGCAGUUGUUGAAAAAGGAAGUUUUUAAGGUGGUUAUUCAUAGUUUCUGUUUCUUGGGGGCUUUCGGUGGUUGUAUUCUUAUGCAAGUGCUAGUGAUUGAGUAUGCCAAAGGCUUAGCAGAUUGCAUGCAGCUGAAUGCUACGAGAUGGGGUAUCUGUGUCUUCAUUGCUGCUCUUUCAUGGAUAUUGGAAUGGACCAUGAAGAACAGUCGUGGUCCCAGCAAUUAUGGUUCAGAAUCAAUUACUUCACCUUCGUUCUAUCUUUCUCCAGCUUUUCCAUUUCUGAUGUUUCUUGUGUUCCCUUUAGGACUAAUUUUUAGUCAAAUAGGCACCAACAUAAUAAUUCGUUAGUGUCAGACAGAUUUACUUGACACCCAAAAAUUCUUUACUUGUUGUAUAAUGGUGUUUAUUCUGCAUUUGUUACUUCUCAGAACUUAGUAGUCUUACAUAAUUUAGUUUGGAUGACUCUUGUUAGUUUCCAAAAUAAUUGGUACUCAAUAUAUUUCAGUUUCUAAAA